CGUCCAAUAGAAUGAAUGGAGUCCCGGCCGCGUCCAAUGGGAGCGCAGACGGUCCGGUAUAAAGCCGCUCCUCCGGCUGUCUGCGCGGCUGGAGAGCUGUCGGGACGUCGCUGCGGAGUCUGGGUCUGCACGGUUGGAAAGAUAGGGAUUUUUGUAUCAUCCCCUGAUAACGGUAGUAAUAGAACACAACAGGGAGCAGCGAUGCCUUUCGGUAACACGCACAACCAGAUGAAAAUGAACUACUCCUCGGAUCAGGAGUAUCCGGACCUCAGUAAACACAACAAUCACAUGGCCAAGAUCCUGACUCCUGCCAUGUACGAGCGCCUGAGGAGCAAGCAGACCCCCAGCGGCUUCACCUUGGAUGACGUCAUCCAGACCGGGGUGGAUAACCCAGGCCAUCCCUUCAUCAUGACGGUGGGCUGUGUCGCUGGAGACGAGGAGACGUACGAAGUCUUCAAGGAGCUCCUGGACCCCGUGAUCGAGGACAGACAUGGAGGAUACAAACCCGCAGACAAGCACAAGACGGACCUGAACCCAGACAACCUGAAGGUACCGCGCCUCUGCCUGCACGUGGGGGAUUAUGAAAGGAGGGCUGAGUUUAACGCUGCUGUCCUUUCUAAGGGUGGGGACGACCUUGACCCCAAUUAUGUGCUGAGCUCCAGAGUGCGAACAGGCCGCAGCAUCCGGGGCUUCUGCCUGCCCCCCCACUGCAGCCGAGGAGAGAGGCGCAUGGUGGAGAAGCUCUCCAAUGAAGCUUUGGACUCUCUGACCGGAGAUUUGAAGGGGAAAUAUUACGCCCUGAAGAACAUGACGGACGCUGAACAGCAGCAGCUCAUCGACGACCACUUCCUGUUUGACAAGCCGGUGUCCCCCCUGCUGCUGGCCUCAGGAAUGGCCCGUGACUGGCCCGAUGCCAGAGGCAUCUGGCAUAAUGACAACAAGACCUUCCUGGUGUGGGUGAACGAGGAGGACCACCUGCGUGUCAUCUCCAUGCAGAAAGGAGGCAACAUGAAGGAGGUGUUCAACCGCUUUUGCACUGGACUCACAAAGAUCGAGAGCCUGUUCAAGGAGAAGGGCCAUGAGUUCAUGUGGAACGAGCACCUGGGUUACGUCCUCACCUGUCCGUCCAACCUGGGCACUGGCCUGCGUGCCGGCGUGCACAUGAAGCUGCCCAACAUGAGCAAGCACGCCAAGUUUGAGGAGGUCCUCAAGAGACUGCGGCUCCAGAAACGUGGAACAGGUGGCGUGGACACCGCUGCUGUCGGGGGAGUGUUCGACAUUUCCAACGCCGACCGACUGGGCUUCUCAGAGGUGGAGCUGGUGCAGAUGGUGGUUGAUGGAGUCAAGCUGCUGACGGAGAUGGAGAAGAGGCUGGAAAAGGGCCAGUCCAUAGAUGACCUGAUGCCUGCCCAGAAGUGAAGUGCUCCCCGCCCACUCGCCCCUCUCACCCUGCUCACCCCUUUGUCUCCCUGUGGAACACUCUCCUGGAACGCACUCUUUCACUUUAGAGCUGUGUAUUUAAGAUGAACCCCUUUCUGUAAUGUUAAGAUCUGAGAUGAAAUAAAUGUUCUGGUUGAAAUUGCA
Molecule: messenger RNA, 1584 nt
Organism: Oryzias melastigma (Indian medaka)
Lineage: Eukaryota; Metazoa; Chordata; Actinopteri; Beloniformes; Adrianichthyidae
Product: creatine kinase, testis isozyme
Exons: 7
Coding region: 16-1419 (467 amino acids)
Biological process (GO): phosphocreatine biosynthetic process
Molecular function (GO): creatine kinase activity
Source: RefSeq, a predicted model, not a curated record